Molecule: messenger RNA, 1691 nt
Organism: Macaca mulatta (Rhesus monkey)
Lineage: Eukaryota; Metazoa; Chordata; Mammalia; Primates; Cercopithecidae
Source: RefSeq, a predicted model, not a curated record
GGGCCUGGGGCGGGGGCGGGGCCUGCGCUCACUUCCGCCCGGCGCGCGGGCUCGGAUGGAAGCGGCGCGGAGGCCGCGGCUGGGGCUGAGCCGCCGGAGGCCGCCCCCAGCGGGCGGGCCUUCUGGCGGCCGCCCCUGGUUUCUUCUGGGGGGUGAUGAGCGGGAGCGGCUCUGGGCCGAGCUGCUGCGCACGGUGAGCCCAGAGCUCACCCUGGACCACGAGGUGCCUCCACUGCCCGCCUUCCCUGGACAGGAGCCCAGGUGCGGCCCGGAGCCCACUGAAGCCUUCACUGUCGGACCCAAGACCUUUUCCUGGACGCCCUUUCCACCAGACCUGUGGAGCCCGGGCCGCUCCUACCGGCUGCUUCGCGGGGCAGGAGGGCACCUGGAGUCCCCCGCCAGGUCCCUGCCCCAGCGCCCGGCACCUGAUCCCUGCAGGGCCCCCAGAGUGGAGCAGCAGCCGUCCGUGGAGGGUACCGCCCUGCGCAGCUGCCCCAUGUGCCAGAAAGAGUUCGGCCCCAGGCUGACCCAGCUGGAUGUUGACAGCCACCUGGCCCAGUGCUUGGCGGAAAGCACAGAAGACGUGAUGUGGGCAGAUUCACUGCAGUGAAAUCAGAACCGGACACAGCCCCAGGCGGGCACUUACACUCCCGCCCCCACCUGUGUCCUGCUGGCUCCUAACCUGCCCCCCUCCAUGUGGCUGUAUCGGAGACGUGGGGCAGGCGCCACUCACGGAAAAAAGGCAUCAGAGGGGCUUCCACAUCAUCGGAACUUUUAUUCCUCAGGACGCUACACGCUCCCUUUCCUGGCGGGGCAGGUCAGUGCAUCGAGUUCUGUUUCCGUGGAAAAUGUGCACCUUGGAAACUGCAUGACAGCCCCUCAGCAGGGUCCCCGCGGCCACCGCGACACAGGCUCAGCAGCAAGUUCCUCCAGCACGAAGCUGGCCUGCCCGGGCCCAGGUGUGAGGGACCGUUCUGCUCCCAGCAGCGCCUGCCGACGCUUCCCUCCGUGGUCUCGGCGCAAGCGUCUGUCCCUGGCUGCCCUCGGAGCCGUGCCCAGCCUGGCAUGCAUAUGCGGUGGUUAAGGAUACAGUUAAAGGGUCAAUCACGCAUGUCCACGACAGAGACGCAGCGGCCUCACACCGACUCCUCGGUGGACAGCAGUAAUGGGUUGAUGUACUCGAAGCCUUCGAACUCCGACUGGUCGAUCCUCUUUAUGGCAUCCCUGUGGGCAAAGGCGGCAGGGGGCGGGGGGGAUGACCUGUGUUCAUUCCCUCUGGGGAGGGGAGUCACAUUCGCAAAAGAAUCCUCCCCCAACGCCCACCGGAGAGAGGACGCCAGGCGGGCAGGACUCAAGGGCAGGCCGGGUCACCAGCCGCCCAAGGUGCCGGCCUGCCAUGGGGCUGCCCGGAGGGGGGGGUGCUCCGGGGUCCCCGCACCCAGUGGGACUUACUCAUCGUCUGGGGUCAGCUGCACGGGCUCGCUGGUGAACUGUGUGUCAAAGUUGUCCAGACCGUAGUCGUCCGUGAUCUGUGGCUGGAAUGGAGGGAGCGCCUGCUUCUUCUCCAGCUUGGAAAAACAAGGCAAGAAGGGUCAGCUCCGCGCGGGCAUCAUCCCUACCAGAUUGAGAGUUCCGCAUGCACUUGAAUCACAGAAUGAAACACUGAGAAACUCAGCAUUUCAAUCUGCCUA